UCGUGGCCUCUAGCCCGUAGUGUGAACACGCGUAUUUAGCCUCGAAUACAUUGUUUAUCGUGUUAAAAACAAAUAAACAUUUGUUUAAAUUAAUAGUGUUUUGUGGACAGAAACGAAGCGAGAGCUCUCUACCGGUUCAUAAAUCGAUCUGCGCUGCAUUUGAAUCGUUCCGUAAAAGUUGAUGAUGACAUGCAGCCUCAAGAAACUUAGAUAAAUACAUAUACUUAUUAAACAAUAUAGCGUAAUUCACAAACUGACAAUAAAACGCCAAAAUAGAGUAUCAAACUAAUAUUAUUUUCAUAUAAAAUAUAUAAAUAUUCUUUUGGCAAAUCGUGAAAAUAACGGAAAUAGCUUAUCUGAAAAAAUAUUUGUCACUGAUAAUAAAAUAUCUAAAUUAAAAAAAUGAGCUUCGAUUCAACGUCGUCCAAUAAAAAAUUGAAUUUUGAACGGGCUACAAAUUUUAUGCGACAGUUUAGGGACCCUGACUCCAGGGAGUUGAAGAAACUUUCAGCCAAUCAGUUCAUGGAAGUGUGGAGCCAUUAUGACAAAGAUGGUAACGGCUACAUCGAGGGCACGGAGCUGGACGGCUUCCUCAAGGAGUUCGUGUCCAGCGCCAACUUCACGGACAUCAGUCCUGAUGCAGUGUCAGACUCGAUGUUGGUGGAACUGAAGGCGUGUUUCAUGGAGGCCUACGACGACAACCAGGACGGCAAGAUCGACAUUCGAGAGCUUGCUCAACUGCUGCCCAUGGAGGAGAACUUCCUUCUUCUGUUCCGGUUCGACAACCCCCUGGAGUCCAGCGUUGAAUUCAUGAAAAUUUGGCGCGAAUAUGAUACCGACGGCAGCGGUUACAUAGAAGCAGAUGAGUUAAAAAAUUUUCUUCGCGACCUAUUGAAAGAAGCGAAGAAAAUCAACGAUGUUUCUGAAGACAAGCUCAUAGAGUAUACGGACACCAUGCUUCAAGUAUUCGACUCAAACAAAGAUGGCCGACUACAGCUUUCAGAGAUGGCAAAGUUGCUGCCCGUCAAGGAGAAUUUCCUUUGCCGACAAGUGUUUAAGGGCGCUACGAAAUUAACUAAAGAUGACAUUGAAAGGGUGUUCUCACUUUACGACAGGGAUAAUAAUGGCUCAAUCGAAAAUGAAGAACUACGAGGUUUCCUCAAAGACUUAUUAGAGUUGGUAAAAAAGGAUUACGACGCCCAAGAUCUUCUAGAAUUCGAAGAGACGAUCCUCCAAGGCGUGGAGUACAGCAGCGACGGUAAGAUCAGCCGGAAGCAGCUGACCAUGAUCCUGCUGGCCCUCGCCAAACACCACCAAGAAGAGGAGCCAUCGACCCCAUAAGAUUUCCCACGCUCACUCGCCACUCCGUCCCGUUCCGAACGAAUUUGUAGUGCGAUUUCGAUUAUAUUUAUAUUCGAUUUAUUUUCCAUAUUAGACGCCUUUCGGCCAGCGCUGAAUCGAACAGAUAUUUGCGAUGCUCCACGCUGAGCUCACGUACCAUAUGAAUUCAGCGAACAUGUCUCUUUCCGUUGUAGGAGUUUCGCUAUCUGGUAAAAAGAGAUAAAAACAUUCGUUGGCUCGGUGUGGACAUAGUAAAAAAAGUCGCGCUCGGUUAGCCAGCGAAUUUUAAAUUUAAAAAGUUACGAAGUGCUGGGGAAUGUACAAGCAUUUUUAAAAAAGAAAAAUCAAAUUUUCAUGAAUUUUAUAAGUAGUUCGUUGGAGUACCUACUAAUUCCAUGCAAAUUAUAUCUUCAUAAAGCCAAAUCGAAUGCCAAAUAUUUAAACAUAGCUAGCGUUUGAACGCGUAUCUACAUUGUAUUUUCAUACAUCAUUUAAAUAAUAUUAAAGAAUUGAACAUUAUGAUGGAUAUCACUAAAAAGUAGCUAGUUUUCAUAUACAUAUCAUUCCAUCACACAAGUUUUACGAGUACAAUAGAUACAGUAGUUAAUGAACAAAUCGUCGAAUUUAUAUAAUCAUAGAAUUUUCUAAAGGACUUGUCUAUUUUUCAUGGUUUCCCAUAAAACAAACUCUUCUUCCUAUCUGUUUCUACUCUUUUUUUAAUAUCUUACCUCUAUUCUUCUUCUAAAUAGCAUAUUUUAACAAUAUUAAUGAAUUCUCAUUCAAAUUUUUAAACCUCGAUCGGAGUAACACCAAAUAACAUUAGUUAAUUACAAUUACUUAUUUCACAUAGGUACUUCUUACCAUAAUAAUCUAUUUUCAAGUUCCUAACUUCAAGUUACCUAACUAGAAUUACGUCUUUGCUUACCGUUUGAAAAAAUUAAACCGGAAAUGAAUGAAUAUUAGAUGACAAGAAAUCGUUAUCUGUUUUGUUUGCAUUUUUUUUCAUUCCUAAUAAAUUUUAAUGACAGUCGAUACAUCCCUGGGAUUUAUUAAAAUCGAUCACGAAAUGUAUGUCUACGUAUCUUAAGCUUUAUUCAUAAUAAAUGUCGGCUUAGCCUCUAUUGGUGUGUAGAUUACUUAAAUAAUAAUCGCACAACGAUCAUUAUCGCCCCAUUUGGAUUAUGUCCACCGCAAAAUGUGUUUACGCAAAAUUCGUUUUCGACGUUUAACAGCCAUACACAAUUUGUAUUAAUUACUUAACCAAAACAAAAAUAAGUUUUUAAUUUCAUGUUUCUUAAUCGAAAGUCUAUUUUUGCCUACGUUCUUAUCGUUCUUUUCAAAUUUUAAAUUUCGCAUCAUAUAUCUAUAUACAGUUCGACACAGAUGUACCCAUUAAAUUUUUUAUUAUGUGUAAACACCUAUAUACCAAAAUUAUAUAUAUAUUCCUAGGUGAAAAUAUUUUUAAAAGGAUGAAAAGACAUUGUUAUUUUUGCAAUACUUCUCUCUUGUACUUAAAUCGUAAUUAUUUAGAUACUUAUCGAAGAAGACCCAGGCCCUUUUAUCAAGUAUUUUUGUCACUACCGCACUUUCCAAAAUUUGGUAUUGUCAGAACAAGACAAAACAUAAUUUAGCUUAAAGUAUGCUUUAUCUUUUUUUAUGAAUAACAGGGCAAGUCUUUUUGGUGAUAUUAUAAUUUAAUUAAAUAUUUAUAUACUAACCUGAUAACAAAGAUUGUGUAUUGAUGUUGAAUUAUGUGUAAAUUAAUUUUAAUUUAUCAAUCGUUGAUAUAUUUAUGUUAGGCAUAAGUAUAUAAAUAAAUAACAUUUGUUGUGUGUGAAUAUUUUUAUAUAAAAAAUUAUAAGUACCUACUAUUUGUUGAAUGUUUAAAAAUAAGUUUUAAUUGUUUUAAGAUUUAGCUUUUAUUGUUUUAUUAUUAAAACAUUAUAAGUUAAAGCUAUGUUAUCAAAUAAGUCUUAUAGAAAUAAUAACUUACCUAUUACCUAAGCCUUUCAGAGUUGUAAUUAGGGUUGCCAACCCUAUUAAUAUCAUAUACUACUAUUUUGGUGUCUGCUAUUAUUUAUAGAUUAAUAUAUGUAGGUAGUAAGGGAAAUACAUAGUAAGCGUUCCUUAGCCUAUAACCAAGAAAAAAUACGUAUUAAUUUAUGAAACAAUGUAUGGUAUUUUAAUAUAUAUGUAUAUACCUACUAAAUAUAUUAAAUUAAUUUUCUAUCUAUUGUAUUUUAAUAACCGCUGGAACCAAAAAACUGUCUAUUAAAAGUUGGCAACCCUUGUUGUAAUAAUCGACAGCUAACAUAUGGUUAUAUAGGGUAAAUAUCCCAGUAAUAGCACAUAGGUACCUUGAUCCUGGCCACUUUAAUGUUUAGAGUUGUGAAAAAAAAUUCAAAAAUAACUCUGAAAGGCUAUUAGUUACCGGACUAAAAUUAAUGUUGGAUGUUUUUGGUUAAAUACGAGUAGGUAUUAUAUGUUGUACAUCAGUAGAUCGCAAAGUAUGGUCUAAAAGUCGGUGUUGUGAUGAAAUGAAUUAGCUUUAAAUCAUACCUACAGAUAAAUCCAAAGCACAAAAUAUAGAAAUAAAGAAUUAAUAUGUAGGUAUAUAAUAAUAAUUUUAAAUUCUUUCGUAAUGCUGUAAUUAGAGACUUCAUUAAAUGGUAUUCCAAUUCCUUUUUCUAUAUUUAACAUUUCUAUUUUACCUAAGUACCUACUUUUUUUUUAGUAUACUUGUCUCUGUCGUUAUGGCUGUAUGGGCUUAGAUCCCUUUGCUUUUCCAUAUGGAUAAAUUAAACCAAAAAAAUGCCUCUGUCAUAAAAAAAUAUUCAUUCUAUAUUUGAAAACUUACAUCUACGUCGCAAUCGUUUAAAAACCAAUGUAAUGUCAUUAGGUAAUUGAGCUUAAUUUUAAACGUUUAGUUUUUAUCCAUGAUAGUGGUAGCAGUAAAUUGAGUCAUUUGUGUAGAUAUUUGUUCCCAUCGCCUGGCACUACGUGUUAAGAUUGAAUACGAUAUUUGUUAUAAUAUAUUUAUAUUUGUAUA
Molecule: messenger RNA, 4390 nt
Organism: Plodia interpunctella (Indianmeal moth)
Lineage: Eukaryota; Metazoa; Arthropoda; Insecta; Lepidoptera; Pyralidae
Gene: Cbp53E
Product: Calbindin 53E
Exons: 13
Coding region: 403-1341 (312 amino acids)
Biological process (GO): regulation of presynaptic cytosolic calcium ion concentration; regulation of long-term synaptic potentiation
Cellular component (GO): nucleus; cytosol; dendrite
Molecular function (GO): calcium ion binding
Source: RefSeq, a predicted model, not a curated record